Oncorhynchus gorbuscha (pink salmon) is the source of this 5296-nucleotide messenger RNA. RefSeq names its product SMG6 nonsense mediated mRNA decay factor (gene smg6). Gene Ontology annotation, molecular function: telomerase RNA binding; protein binding; telomeric repeat DNA binding. Gene Ontology annotation, cellular component: telomerase holoenzyme complex. NCBI's taxonomy places the organism in Eukaryota, Metazoa, Chordata, Actinopteri, Salmoniformes, Salmonidae. The record is from RefSeq and is a predicted model, not a curated record. Gene Ontology annotation, biological process: nuclear-transcribed mRNA catabolic process, nonsense-mediated decay. The transcript is spliced from 20 exons.
UGUGUGAACACAGAAACAAAGAUGGCGGACGAACUAGACCGAGUUCGGAUUUCAGCUGCGGAGCUGCGAGCUGAAGCCUCGUCUUUGACCAACCACGACGACAGAGAGGAGCGAGGAGAGGAGGGACGUGGCCAACGACAGCAGCGUCACCACGGCAACGACCCGUCAAAACGCCCUGACCUGCAGCGCUACACGCCCGGGGCUGGCCACGGCAACCGUCGCCGUGACAGCGAGGACGGCGGCGUAGUCAUCUCCCCUGGAGACCCGUUAGCCAUGACCUCUGACCCCGAGGCGGAACUGGUGAUGUCACUGCCACAGGAGGAGGAAGAAGGACACAACAUGGCUGCCGCUGAGACAGUUUCAACUGAACCUGGAUGUAUAGAUGGAGGGAUGGCGAAAGGAGGAGGAGAGAAAUGUGGAGGAGGUUUUACAUCAAACCGGGGUGGAUGCUCUCGAGCGCCUGCACAACAGAGGACUCGAAGAGGUGACCACCACACCACCAGAGCAGACAACAACAACAACAACAGUAGUAGUAGCAGUAGUGCAAAGGGACCGUCAGGCUCAACUAACCGACCACAGAACUCCAGACAGAGGGAUGAGGUGAGAGGGAAGAACCAGAGGGGUAGAGAGCCAGCAGGGCGUUCCCCUGGCUCUCCCAAGGCCACCAGGAAGACCCGUAAACCUGACCGAGAGAUCUACCAGCCUGGGGGUCGGAGAAGCACCACCACCACCCAGGGGGAAGAGGGAAGAGAGACAGAGAAACCUGCUCCUGGUCCCCCUGAUCCUGUCAGAGAGGAAAGCCAAGCCAGGAGGGAACCAGUCGUAUGGAGAGAGAAAGAGGAAGAAGGCAGAGGUGGUGAAGAGACAGGCAGAAGGCAGGGGAGGAGAGAAACAGGGAAAGCAGCCGUCUCAGACCAUGGAGUAGAGAACCUGACUGGGAAGAUACAGACACUCUGUGUGACUGCCCCACCUGGGAGAGAAGAGGAGGGGAAGAGAGGAGAGGGUGAGGAAGGAGUAGGCAGGAGGAGGAGGAGGGCAAGCGGUGAGGGCAGGAGGAGCAGAGCUGGAGGUGGAGCCAAGGGACGAGUAGGAGGAGGAAAUGAAGGAUGCGAGAAGACUGAGGAGGAGAAGAAGAAGAGAGAGAGGGGAAACCGCAGGAACAGAGGAGCAGGGGAGAAAGGGGAGAAUCAGGACUCCAGGAGAAGAGGAGGAGGAGAGGGUGAGCGAGGGAUGACCGAGAGAGACAGGAGAGCGUCGGAAGAAGAUGGAGAGAGGGAAGCGAACCGUCCUGCAGAUGCACAGCCAGCAAAGGGAAGAGAAAAACAGAGGGAUAGAGAUACUGAGAGAGACAACCAGAGAGGGAACAACAGACCCCAACCUCUACCCUCAGAUAUAAACAGAGAGAAGAAUGGAGAGAAAGACGGGAACGUAGAGAUGCAGAGAAACAGAGAUAGGAGUGAGAGGAGCAGGGCUAACACUAACAACCACCACCACUCGUCAUCUUCCUCUAAGCACAACUCCAAGUCAAACAUCAGAAGACCCAGGAAUCGCACCUACAGCACCAGUUCUGCCAGUAGUGGCGCCAGCCUGGACGGACUGGGACAAGGGGAGGAUCGGAGGGAGGACAGGGCCCGACGAGACCGACUGGGACACAGGGAGAGAGACAGAGGAGAGGGAGGAGGAGGUCAGCUACCGAACAGGAGGAGAAACACUAGAGACUCCUCAACAGACUCACUGGAGGAGAGGAGGAGAGAUGGAGGAGAGGAGUACUUGAGCCCCCCGUGGAGGAGAGGGGAGGAGGAGAGCAGAGGGGGAAGAGGGCACAGAGGAGGAGGGAGAGGAGGGCUCCUGAAAGUGUCUCAGAGCGACAAACAGUUAGGUACCUCCCAUGCCACCUCAGGUCCCAGCGAUGACCCCCAGGGGCGCCUCAGGCAGGGCACUCUGCCUCGUGGUAAGGAGAGGGGCAUUCUCAUCCUCCCCGCCCACACUGACCUCUCCAAUUUGCCGACGGAGCCCAGGCCAAGGCUCCUGUUUGGUGGGAUUCGAGGAGGAAAAGAGGCGGGACUAGGGAGAGGAGGAAGGGGCGGAGGAACAAGGCGACUCUGGGAUCCCAACAACCCCGACCAGAAACCCGCUCUCCGGCUCUCCCAGCAUGCCUCUCUCCAGCAGCAGCAGCCCAUGUACCUGCAAACAGGCGGGGGUUACGGAGCGCUGCACUUCCUGGAUACGGACGACGAGGCUGCAGGGAGUCCCCCGGUCCGCCAGGGGGAGCACUUCUACCCCCAGCAGGAGGCCGCAGCCAUGGCCUUCUACAAGUACCAGAACUCUGACAACCCUUACCCUUACAACGCCAACCCUAAUGCACGUUACCCAUACCCCUACCACACUAUGCCUACCACCCCCUACCAGAUGCCCUCCUCCAACGGCAUUUACCCAGCCCAGUUUUAUGGGGAGUAUAGGGGCCAGGGGUACCAGACCGGGGCUGGAGCAGGUCUGACACCAGAGGAGGUGGAGCAGCAGGCCAGGGGAGAGCUGGGGAGACAGCUGAGGGCUGCAGACAGCCAGGAGUUACAACUCAGCAACCUCCUAUCUAGAGACAGACUCAGUGCUGACGGACUGGACCGCAUGGCUCAACUCAGAGCUGACCUGUUGACCCUGUAUGAGCGGGUGAUCCUAACAGACAUAGAGUUCAGUGACAGUCAGAACCUGGACCAGGCUCUAUGGAAGAACGUGUUCUACCAGGUUAUAGAGCACUUCAGGCAGCUCCUCAAAGACCCCAGCGGAGACUCAACCCUGCGCAUCACCCCCAUGCUGCUCACUCUGCUGGACGAGGGGACUGUGUUCUUUGAUGCACUGCUGCAGAAGCUUCAGACGGUGUUUCAAUUUAAACUGGAGGAUUACAUGGACGGCAUGGCCAUCAGACCACGUCCACUACGCAAGUAACAACACGCUGUGAAGUAUGCUCUGAUCAGUGCCCAGCGGUGUUUGAUCUGUCAGGGGGACAUCGCCCGUUACCGAGAGCAAGCCAGCGACUCGGCUAACUACGGCAAGGCCCGCAGCUGGUACCUGAAGGCCCAGCAGAUUGCUCCUAAGAACGGACGACCUUACAACCAGCUGGCCCUGCUGGCUGUUUACACGAAGAGGAAGUUGGAUGCAGUGUAUUACUACAUGCGUAGCCUUGCUGCCUCCAACCCCAUCCUCACUGCCAAGGAGAGUCUCAUGAGUCUGUUUGAAGAGGCCAAACGCAAGGCGGACCAGAUGGAGCGGAGGAGGAAGCAGGAGUCGGAGGGGGGGUCCAGGGGCCCGGGGGUUCGAGGAGGAGGACGGGGGGAGGAGGGGGCCAGGGUGGAGAUCUGGGUCGGCCCUAUUGGACAGGCAGGGGUUCCAUCAUCACACCGUGGGGGCAGCGAGUCCAGCAGAGACUCUGAACAGGAAGGAGAACUGGGCAACCUUAGCCCUAGUGAUCUCAAUAAGAGGUUUACUCUCAGCUUCCUCCACGCUCACGGAAAACUCUUCACUAAAGUGGGUAUGGAGUCGUUCCCUUCGGUGGCCAGUCGGGUUCUCCAGGAGUUCACAGUGCUGCUCCAACACAGCCCCUCCCCUCUGGGCAGCACACGCAUGUUGCAGAUCAUCACCAUUAACAUGUUCACGAUACACAACGCUCAGAGCAGAGGUAACAUACACACAGAAUGAGUGAGAUCUGUGUUACAGGAACAGAGUACAGCUCUGGGUCUGACCAUGUUCUCUCUGCUGGUCCAACGCUGCACAGAGCUGCUGAGAGAGACACCCGCAGAGCCCAUCCCAGCGGAGGAGAGAGAAGAGGGGCAGGAGGGGAUGGUGAGAGUUUCUGCCUUUCCAUUGGACCUGAGGGAGCUGCUGCCUAGCGUCAAGGUCUGGUCUGAUUGGAUGCUUGGACACCCCAACCAAUGGAAUCCACCACCUUGCCGUAUAGACUGUAGUCUUGAUGUGUGGCGUAGCCUGGCAGACCUGUGUAAUGCGUUGGCGCGUGUCGACCACGGCGAGGCGCCACUGUACAAGGCAGACGGGGACGGAGGCGAGGGGGAUGAGGAGCUCCGCCUGCUGCUAUUGGAGGAGGACAGGCUACUGGCCGGCUUCGUCCCGCUGCUCGCUGCCCCACAGGAACCCUGCUACGUAGACUGCACCGGGGAUACAGCAAUAGCUGCUGACUGUAAAAGGGUAACAGUAUUGAAGUAUUUCCUGGAGGCUCUGUGUGGACAGGAAGAACCUCUCCUGGCUUUUAAAGGAGGGAAGUACGUCUCCAUGGCAACCUCUCCCCAACCCGGUCGCCCCGGCGACGCACGCAGCAGACAGGACUCGCAGACAGAGAGAGAGAGUGAUGACGUCAUCGUGGAGGCGGAGUCGUCUGUGUCGGACGGUGAUGAUGGCAGUGAGGACGACAUCCGAGAGCUCCGGGCCAGACGCAGCGCCCUCACCAACAAACUGGCUGAGCAGCAGAGACGCAGGGACAAGAUACAGGCGGUGUUACAGACGUGUGGUCAGUUGGAGUUGGAGGUCCGUCCUCUUUUCCUGGUCCCCGACACCAACGGUUUCAUCGACCACCUCACCGGCCUCAAGACGCUGCUUCAGUCUGGGACCUACAUUGUGGUGGUGCCCCUCAUAGUGAUAACAGAGUUGGAUGGUCUGGCAAAAGGGCAGGAGAGCUGCGAUGGCUCUGGCAGUGGGCGUGGUGGCAGUGGUUGUCGUGGAAACGCCGGUGGUGGUGGACCGACCCACGCCCGGUCGGUCCAGGAGAAGGCUAAGGUUGCCGUGGCGUUUCUGGAGCGAGGGUUCGAGGCCAGGGAGCCCUGUCUCAGAGCGCUGACCAGCAGAGGAAGUCAACUGGAGUCUAUCGCCUUCCGCAGCGAAGACACCUCCGGACAACAGGGAAACAAUGAUGAUGUCAUCUUGUCCUGCUGUCUCCACUACUGCAAAGAUGAGGCUAAGAGCUUGAUGCCUGCACAGACAAACGGUCCGGUGCGUUUGCGUCGGGAGGUGGUUCUCCUGACAGAUGACCGUAACCUGCGUGUCAAAGCCCUGACCAGGAAUGUGCCGGUCAGAGACAUCCCCGCAUUCCUCACCUGGGCCAAAGUGGGCUGAACCGGGUCACACACAGACCACGCCCAGAGCACCCAGACAACCAAUCAACUGCUGAUAACCGCUGGCCACCUCCCACACCACCUUGGAGUGGAGAAGGAGAAUAUACACUAAUGCAGAAGAGAAGACUGUUGGGGGGAGAGAGAGACGAAGGAGAAACUCAUUUUUUUUGUUGGUGGAA